This is a messenger RNA of Malaya genurostris, 3974 nucleotides long. It is a transcript of the gene Men, whose product is annotated as NADP-dependent malic enzyme. Gene Ontology annotation, biological process: pyruvate metabolic process; malate metabolic process. The coding region runs from base 423 to 2405 and encodes 660 amino acids. The transcript is spliced from 5 exons. Gene Ontology annotation, cellular component: mitochondrion. Gene Ontology annotation, molecular function: malate dehydrogenase (decarboxylating) (NAD+) activity; NAD binding; malate dehydrogenase (decarboxylating) (NADP+) activity. The record is from RefSeq and is a predicted model, not a curated record. NCBI's taxonomy places the organism in Eukaryota, Metazoa, Arthropoda, Insecta, Diptera, Culicidae.
CGUGAACUCGUGCCGCGCGUGUUUGUAACCGCACCGUCUUCUUUUGUUGUGCCUAUGCAGUGUUUGUUGUAUGUUUUGCCAUAGUGAAUUUCACUAUUUUACAGCAUUUGUUUUGGAUGACCUGAACAACUGGCGGAUAUCGCACCCAACCCAUGUAACGUAGCAUGACAGCAACUCACUUCCUAUUUCAACGUUAAACAAAACUACUACAAAAACAAGAUUAAUGUGCUCAACGAACGCUAGUCACACGAAGCAGUAUCGUUCCAGCAGGUGACCGGUAGUGAAUUGAUUAAUUUAAACUGCGAGCAGACACAAUCAAGUUUUUUCAAGUGGAACUAAGCAAUCAACUUGGCCACCAAUCAGCGGAUCAGCGGAUACCGUCACAGGAACUCGUCGCACAGUUUUGAUCGCACACAGUAACCAUGGGCAACGCAUGUUCCAGCAACUCCAAAGUGCAAUCUCCAGUGCCUGGUGGUAGAUACCAGCCUGAGAAUGCCAGCGGAAAAACACACACCACAGCAAACUGCAUGACCAACGGUAUUGGCAGCCUGAGUAGCAGCGCCUCCCGUAAUGCAACAGCAACAGCAACAGCAGUCUAUAGUGAGCUGUCAAACGGAAAAGAAGCGCUCCAGAGCAGAUCAGCUGUAGCAGGUAGUUCCAUCUGUAACAUUAGCACCAACAUGAGUGAAUCCAGCCGUGAUCGUCUCGGCCAGUGGCCAGCAGAAUCCGACGCUGAAGUCGCCGGUGGAGUGCCCGGAUUCGCUCGGCUCCGCAACGGACGGUUCAAUAAGGGUCUCGCGUUUACCAUCGAGGAGCGCCAAGCGUUGGGCAUUCAUGGUCUACUACCUGCAAUCGUACGUUCCGAGCCGGAACAGGUUAAGCACUGCUUGACCCUGCUGAAUCGCUAUGAAAACGAUCUGGACAAGUACAUCUAUCUGGUGAGUCUGAUGGAUCGCAACGAGCGUCUGUUUUAUCGGGUCCUGGCAUCGGAUAUUGGUAACAUGAUGCCCCUGGUUUACACGCCGACUGUGGGAUUGGCCUGCCAAAAGUACAGUAUGAUCUUCCAGCAACCGAAGGGCCUGUAUAUUACGAUCAACGAUAAGGGGCACGUGUACGAUGUUUUGAAGAACUGGCCCGAAACCGAUGUACGCGCCAUUUGCGUCACUGAUGGUGAACGGAUUCUGGGUUUGGGCGAUUUAGGUGCUAAUGGAAUGGGUAUCCCUGUCGGCAAGCUUGCUCUCUACACGGCUCUGGCAGGAAUCAAACCUCACCAGUGUUUGCCGAUUACAUUAGACGUGGGAACCAACACGCAGAGUAUCCUGGAUGAUCCUCUGUACGUUGGCCUUCGCCAUAAACGUGUCACCGGAGCGGCAUAUGAUGAAUUCAUCGAUGAAUUUAUGAAGGCUGCCGUUCGCCGCUUCGGUCGCAAUUGUCUGAUUCAGUUCGAGGACUUUGCCAAUGCGAAUGCUUUCCGCUUCCUGGACAAAUAUCGUGAAAACUACUGUACUUUCAAUGAUGAUAUCCAGGGAACCGCUUCGGUGGCUGUUGCUGGUCUACUGGCUUCGCUGCGUGUGACCAAAACAAAGCUUAGUGAAAACAAGAUCCUGUUCCAGGGAGCCGGUGAAGCCGCCCUUGGAAUUGCCGAACUUUGCAUGAUGGCAAUGCGUAAGGAUGGUUUAAGCGAAGAGGAUGCCCGCAAACGAAUUUGGCUAGUUGACAGUAAAGGUCUUAUCGUAAAAGAUCGUCCGAAGGGUGGAAUCUCCGGUCAUAAGCACCAUUAUGCCCAUGAACAUGCUCCGGUUGACACUUUGGCUGAAGCAGUGAAAGUGCUGAAACCGACUGUCAUCAUCGGAGCUGCGGCGAUUGCCGGUGCUUUCACGCCGGAAAUUCUACGAACAAUGGCCGAAAUCAACGAUCGCCCGAUCGUAUUUGCCUUGUCCAAUCCAACCAGCAAAGCGGAAUGCACUGCAGAGCAAGCCUACGAGAACACCGAAGGUCGAUGCGUUUUUGCUUCCGGAUCUCCGUUCGCUCCCGUUACCUUCAAAGGUACGACGUAUUACCCAGGCCAAGGUAACAACUCAUACAUCUUCCCUGGUGUUGCUCUCGGUGUGAUCUGUGCCGGAGCUCUCACCAUCCCGGAAGAACUGUUUCUCAUCUCCGCUCAACGGUUAGCUGAUAUUGUUACCAAGGAGGACCUUGAGCGCGGAAGCCUCUACCCACCGCUAGAAAUGAUUCAGGACUGUUCGAUCAAAAUUGCCGUCCGCAUUAUGGAAUAUGCCUACGCAAAUGGCCUAGCGUCGACCAAACCUGAGCCAAGUGAUAAGGAAGCGUUCGUACGUUCGCAAAUGUACGACCUUGAAUAUAAAUCGGCCUUGCCCGCCAUCUAUCCGUGGCCUAAGUUGUAAAUAAAGGCGUGUUUCAUCAAUAUUUGGUUCUUUCUAUUGUGUAUUUUGUAAUUCGCAUAGCAAAAGAUUUCAAGCACGGGUGCCAACUGUGAGUUAGAAGAUCGGAAUAUUUUAGAUUUUUGAAGAGAUAAAAAAAUGUUUUGUAUAUUAUUUUAUGCUUAGGUUUAUUUAGGUGAAAUGAUUUCUGUCUAACAAAACAAACAUUGUGUUGUUCAUAUUGUUUCCCAAUUGCAUUGUAUUAUAAUGUUGAUCAUCCUUGUUUUUUCUGUGUAAGGUAACAACAAAACAUACACACUUAAAUUUUUUAGCUGAGUCUCGGCAAAAAAAUGCCGAGAUUCGCACAGCCGAGUAAUCAGCAAUCAUCUCGGCAAAAAUAAAAUUACUGAGCGUCUCGGCAUCCUAAAAUUUGACAAACGUCAAAUAUUGCCGAAAUCGUCAGCAUAAGAUUUACUGUUUGCUCAGUGAAACGAUCACUGAAUAUUCGGCAAUCCAAUAAAACGAAAAAAAAAUGAAAAAAUAAAUUACCGAAUCAUCAGUAAUUUAAAAUCUAGUCAAUUAAUUUUCUUUGUAAUUUCUCAACAUUAUAAACACGCCAUUCAGGAUCAAAAAUUCCAUUUAUUAACACUUAAAGAAGGCUUACAAAUUUGUUGCCAGUAGUGCUUAGCCUCUACCUGAAAACAUGUAGCAUAAAAAUGCGGCGUUUCCAGAUGCGACCACCUUGAGUCGAGCUGGAAAUAUGAAAAUAAAAAUAUAUAUUGAUUUUUGGCUUACAUAAAUGUUCAAUAUUUAAUGAUGCAUAUACGGUAUUGUUCAAAAAAUAAACUUACUUUGAUCUAUUGAAUUAUUCCAUGCAUUGGGUUAUUUUUUCGCAUAUCCCCCAAAGUUUUGUCUCGAGGACGCUUUGAGCCCCGUGUUGGGUGUUUUUCCCUUAAAAUCGCGAGUGCUCUGAUAAAAUCGCGAAACAUGUCACUAUAUUUAUUUAAUAUUUUUACUUGCAAGUGGUUCCACGCUUCUUCGAAGAUUAUCCAUUUUUUCACUCGAGAAUUUCAUCAGAAAAUAAUCGCACAAUGCGAAGCGAAAAUGUAACGCGGCAAUAAAUGACAGCUGUCAUGCUGAAUCUCGGCAACAGCUAGCGCAUAUUCCGGAAUCUCGGCAAACGUCUCUGCUGAUGUCGGCAUAUCUGUUGUUUACUGAUAAAUUCAGCAAGCAAUUAUGCCAAAUUUCGGCAAAGUGAAGCAUUUUAUCGAAAUAUCAGUAAAUGCAUUUAACGAAGUUCAGAAACAUGCGUAUUGAUUACUGAGCAAUCAGCAAAUUUACGUGUUGCUGAUCAGUUUCGGCAUUUUAUUAUGCCGAGUUCAAGAAAUGGUUUUAAGUGUGUACUAUUCUCAUCGUGCUUCUCUGUGUACUUUUGCAUCACUCACAUAAAAUCUAGCAUAGAAAGCUUUACAAAUUCGUAAUUUAUUCAACCCAGCAUCCUUCUUAAGAUAAACGAAAGCUGUAAGAUGUAUUGUCAACCAUUGGCUAAGAUAUAGUACUACGAAUAAAUGUGUUAAUGGUAUCACAUUGGUA